Histoplasma capsulatum G186AR is the source of this 1698-nucleotide messenger RNA. RefSeq names its product F-box protein. Gene Ontology annotation, molecular function: protein binding; cis-regulatory region sequence-specific DNA binding. The transcript is spliced from 2 exons. NCBI's taxonomy places the organism in Eukaryota, Fungi, Ascomycota, Eurotiomycetes, Onygenales, Ajellomycetaceae. Gene Ontology annotation, cellular component: nucleus. The record is from RefSeq and is a predicted model, not a curated record. Bases 1 to 1698 code for a protein of 565 amino acids.
AUGAUUCUCCCACAGCCAUUUCAGGACUGUAACGCAGAGAUAGCUGUGGCCACGGAUGUCACCUAUUGUCCUGUUCAGAGCUUGCAUCGGCCGAACUCAAUGUCAAUUGACGAUCCAGCGUCAGAUGUAGUUGUCGAUGUCGAUGUCGAUGUCGAUGUUAUACCUUCACAUCCUCUGGGAGUCAAACCGUCAGGCAAUGCCUUGACAGCUGUCCACAACAUCCGCCCAGCAAUUGGCUCCCUGACUGUCCUGUCAGAUGAGUUGAUCAUGCUACUGCUGGAAUGUCUGGACAGCACAUCUCUGUUGCGCUUGGGGGCAACUUGCAAAGCGCUGUAUGCGUUCACAAGGGCCGAGGAGCUGUGGAAGGCCCUCUUCAUUGAGAACCCUCCCAAAGGCUUCUCAUGGCGCGGCACCUGGCACGCAACAUAUCUUAACCUACCGGCCACCAAAAUCGCCUCACCAGACUGUUCACAUCUCUACGCCGACAUCCUCCACCGACCGUUUCACUGCGCUCACGUUUCCCUGUCAGCCUACACCACAAAUAUCCCUGCCUGCAACCAAAUCCCCCGCAUAAAAAACCUCACCCCAGCUGAAUUCCAAGAAUCUUGGACGAACAGACCUUUCAUCCUUACCGAGCCCGUGAAGUCAUGGCCGGCCUACAGGGACUGGUCCACAGAGCAUUUGCUGAAACGGUAUGGGAACAUAACAUUCCGCGCGGAAACGGUCGACUGGCCUUUGAAGACCUACGUGGAGUACAUGAACAAUAACAUCGACGAGAGUCCCCUGUACCUCUUCGAUCGUAGCUUCGUCGAGAAAAUGAACUUGUCGACAGUCAGCACCACCACCACCAAACCCUCAGAAUCGGCUUACACUCCACCCACCCCCUUUGCAGAAGACCUCUUCUCCGUCCUCGGCCCCGACCGUCCAGAUCACCGCUGGCUAAUCAUCGGCCCCCCGCGCAGCGGCAGCACCUUCCACAAGGACCCCAACGCCACCAGCGCCUGGAACGCCGUCCUGCGCGGCUCGAAGUACUGGAUCAUGUUUCCAAGCAAUGCCGCUGGUACCAAUACCAAUGCCGGUGCAGGCGCAGGCGCAGGCGCAGGUGCAGGUCCAGCAUUGCCAUCGCCACCAGGAGUCUAUGUCUCGGCCGAUCACAGCGAGGUAACGUCGCCGCUUAGCAUUGCGGAGUGGUUUGUGGGCUUCCAUGGUGCGGCGCGGAGGAUGCAGGGGUGCGUUGAGGGGGUUUGCAGGGCGGGAGAGGUGUUGCAUGUGCCGUCUGGAUGGUGGCAUUUGGUUGUCAACUUGGAGGAGGAGGAGGGGCAUGGUGGAGAUGAUGGUGACGAUGGUGGUCGUGGUGAUCGUGCUGUAAUAGCCAUUACGCAAAAUUUCGUCCCGCGGGGACAUCUUGUGGAUGUUCUUGGGUUCUUGAGUGGGAAGAAGGAACAGGUUUCGGGGUUUCGGGAUGGAGUUGAGGAUCCAUUUGGAUUAUUUAUAGAGAGGUUGAGGGGGGUUGAGCCGGACUUGGUGGAGGAGGCGUUGAGGGAGCUGGAAAGAGAGAAGGAGGGUAGGAAGAGGAAAUGGGAUGAGGUUGUUAAGGGUCCUGUGCAUGGGGAUGGUGAGGGUGAAGGUGAGACUUGUGGGGGGGUUGCGUUUAGUUUUGGAUUUGGAGAUGAUGGGAGUGAUAUUGAAGUUCCCUGA